AUGGCUAGACAGAAAAUAGAAGUGUUGGAUGAAACGGAAACUCCUAUUCCAGGUGUUGCAGCCAAAUGUUAUCCUCAAGCAAGGCGUAACAUGCGAACCUUCGAGAAGGCGAAAAUAAAGUCGGAUCUGGGUUUCUAUUCGGUAUUAUCAAUGCCACAACUGGUCCGGAUACUCCAACGUAAAGAACAUCGCGACCUAAAAUGUAAAGAGGAUAACGAAGCUUCUUCAAACAGGUCCAAACGCCUUGUCAAGUUCCUUACUUCAAAGUCAAUCUCAGCUUUGCUUGGUCCUUCGAUGGCAAUGGACAAACCGCCCGCGCCUGCCUCACUCUUGCACUCAAGUGGCAGAUCGGCCUUCUUUGGCAUAAGCAAGAAUUCGUGUCACAACAACUCAAAUGAUAUGAACCAGCAAGGUUGGUCAUCAUCUGGUCAGUCUAUGAACCUUUUGUCUUCGGUCUACGAGGACAACAGAAUAGAAAUGCUUGCCCGCUGGUGUCCACAUCUUGCCCUACUGAUUGCCUGGUGGUCACAGUUACACGCAAUGGAAAAACUAGCCUCCAAAUCCAAACAAUGCAACUUGAUUGGCAAACUUGGGGUCUAA
Opisthorchis viverrini is the source of this 600-nucleotide messenger RNA. RefSeq lists its product as hypothetical. Bases 1 to 600 code for a protein of 199 amino acids. The transcript is spliced from 5 exons. The record is from RefSeq and is a predicted model, not a curated record. Lineage: Eukaryota; Metazoa; Platyhelminthes; Trematoda; Opisthorchiida; Opisthorchiidae.